Punica granatum (pomegranate) is the source of this 1300-nucleotide messenger RNA. Lineage: Eukaryota; Viridiplantae; Streptophyta; Magnoliopsida; Myrtales; Lythraceae. The record is from RefSeq and is a predicted model, not a curated record.
UUGAUCCAUUAAGCAUCGCAUACUUUUCCCUUUUAGACACUAUAAAUAUUAUCGUCUUAACCUUCAAACCGACAACGCGCACAAGCCAAAGCAUCAUAAGAUAUAUCCUACUAAUUGGUAACUUGGAAUGGAGGACAACACACAAGAGUUGGACUGGUCCAAAGCGCAAGGAGUUGUCAUUACUGUGGACCUUGUGAAAGCAGCCAAGCGACAACUCCAAUUUCUCGCUGCCGUCGAUAGCGCGCACUGCCUCUAUGAUGGCCCUGCUCUCGAUCAUGCCAUAGACAGGUACAAGUAUUGCUGGCUUCCACUACUUGCGAAACACGCGUUGUCCCCAAUCACGACAGAGCCCUUAGUUGUGCCUCUCGAUUGCGAAUGGAUAUGGCACUGCCAUCGACUUAAUCCAGUACAAUAUAAGAUUGAUUGUGAGGAGAUUUAUGGGCGAAUUCUCGACAACCAAAAUGUCUUGUCAUCGAUUAUAGAAGGAACUAGCAUGAGACAGACCGAGAGGCUUUGGAAUCAUAUGUAUCCCACAGAAUCAUACCAUUUUGAACAAUGUUGUCAAUCUUUAAUGGGCACAAACUGCAUCAAUAUGGGGGCUCAAAGGUUCAAAUAUGAUCUAACCGCAGCAGUCAAGAGACAAUGUUCAUUUUUCAAUAAGGUGUCAAAGUCGAUAAUCAAUGAUGAUUGCUAUCUGGAGGAAGCCGUGGCUAGAUACAAAGCAUUUUUGCACCUCAUUAAGAGAAACGAGGAGAGAUAUGUUAAGUGCUUUUGUGUUCCAACUUAUGAUAUUGACCUCAUCUGGCAUUCUCACCAACUGAAUCCUCUUUCAUACUGUGAUGAUCUCAAGCCGAUUUUUGGGAAGAUCAUUAGCCACAAUGACCACAUUUCUGAUAGUCCAGUGGAUAAUAAGCACAAGAUUGGACUGGCACAAACCACUAAGCUCUGGGAAGAUAUCUUUGGUCGAAAGUACUUGAUAACAGGGGCAAUGUUUAAAAGUGAUGAUAAAAUAGCUAGGUGUUACAGUAUUGUCGGUUUCAAAACAUGUGACUCCCAAUGUGCGGAAGAAGUCACUUCAUGUGCUAAGUGUUUCAGUUGUGGGGUUGGUUUCACAACAUAUGGUUAAUAAUGCGUGCAUGGGUCACUACGUGUGCUUUAGGAUCGGAUAUACAUUCUCAAAAGCAGCGGUUGCCUAGAUGGAUAAAUAAAUCAGCAGAUGAUAUUUCUGCCAUAUAAUGUAUAAGCUUGGUCAAUCUGUGACCUAAUCUAUAUAUUAAAUGAGAAUCGAAGCUUUGCUAUA